Molecule: messenger RNA, 3355 nt
Organism: Saimiri boliviensis boliviensis (Bolivian squirrel monkey)
Lineage: Eukaryota; Metazoa; Chordata; Mammalia; Primates; Cebidae
Gene: TMEM263
Product: transmembrane protein 263
Source: RefSeq, a predicted model, not a curated record
GGACCCUGCGAGAAACGAGUGGGCGUGUGCCGGGUGGGCGCGGGAGAGGCCCGGGCUGCACGAGCGCGCGUGCGCCUCGGAGUCGGAGCCGCUGAAGGAGGCGGGAACUGAGGAGGCGGCGGAGGGGGCGGGUCGCGUCGGGCGCCACGUCCGCAGCCAGAGGCCGUCGCAGCCGCCGCCGCAGCCGCCGUAGCCGCCACCGCCACAGUCUUCCAGCUCCACAGCCUGAGAGGACGCCUGCGGAGCCGCGAUUGCCCGGGAUUGUGCCGGCCGCCGCUGCCGCCCAGGCUGUCUCAGCCCUCCUCGGCACCGGUCCGCUCCCUCCGCCCAGCCCCUGCCUUUGCCCCAGCGCGGGCCGCGACCCCGGCGGAGAUCAUGAAUCAGACAGAUAAAAAUCAACAAGAAAUCCCAUCAUACCUUAACGAUGAACCACCAGAAGGUUCAAUGAAAGAUCACCCACAGCAACAACCAGGCAUGUUGUCCCGUGUGACUGGGGGUAUCUUCAGUGUUACAAAGGGAGCUGUCGGUGCCACCAUUGGUGGUGUGGCUUGGAUUGGUGGAAAGAGUCUAGAAGUGACCAAAACAGCUGUUACAACUGUGCCUUCCGUGGGAAUAGGGCUGGUGAAAGGGGGUGUAUCUGCUGUGGCUGGAGGUGUUACAGCUGUUGGGUCUGCUGUUGUAAACAAAGUGCCCUUAACAGGAAAGAAGAAAGACAAAUCUGACUAAAAUAUGGAGAUACACUUGCACUCCACAGCACUAUAAUGCCAGUGGCAUUGAAUUGCUAAAUGAUGGACUGCAACCAAGUCAACUGUUUUGGACGUUUAUCUUCUAAACUGCUGUGUUGAAAGUAUUGAUGAGUGGCUUUCAUCUAAAAAGAAGAGACCAGUACGAGCACAGUAUAUGAAGGUUUUUCAUACUUAAGUUCCAGCUUUUUAUCUGGUAAAAUGUUACACUUACUCAGUUGUAACUGAAGAUAUGGUAUGUUUGAAUAUUUACUAUAAGUCUUUCAGUUUGACUAAAAAUGUGAAAGUUGAAUUUAGUAGAUGAUCUUUACAGUUCCAUAUGUAUAAUGUGCCAGGUAACUCAUCUGCCCCUUAAGAAGGGAACCUUGAAUUACAUAAGCCGUACCUUUGAUGUGCCUAAUAGUUUCAGAUGUCUUAGUUUUUUAUAACCAUAGUUGAUUAGGCCAAGAUGCAGUCAUUUCUUAUUUAAGCUGGCAAAAAUUAGCAGGAAUUAGAGAAGUUUAAAAAGAAAAGAUAACAUUCAGUAUCAUAAAUACUGAAUGUUAACCAUCUUUUGUUAGUAGAUAUGCAUUCUAUUAAUUUAAUCAUUGAUGCCUUACAAAAGAAAACAUCUUUUCUGAUUCCCUGAACAUGUGCAGUUCUUAGAAUCAUCUAUGGAUUCUUUUAAAGAUUGUUUGUGAAAUUAGUUUUCCCUCUUUAGAAUCUCAGGAGUAGUGGGGUAAAAGCAUUUCCUGCUGUCAGUGGAUAAGACAGUGCUUAACUGUCUUGUCAGUAGUUAAAAUUAAAUUGUACACUUCUCAGCCUGGGUUCAUGCUCCAUCAUUAAUAAACCUCACAGUGCCUAAAGAACAUUUACUUACUGGCCAGAAGGCAUUUUGCAAGAGUUUCAUAUUAAGGAGAAACAAAUAAUUUUAAGUUCUUAAAAAUUACUUAAAACAUCCAAAAUAUAAAGAGAAGACUUCACACCUAUUCUAUCUUUAGGAUGUCUUAAAUUAUUAGCAGUACUCCUUUUUAAAAAUAUGGUAAAAGUAACCACAAAUACGUGAGGACUUACUUAUAAGUGGAAUGAAAUGAGCUCCAUAGAUUAGUUUUGAAUAUAAAACAUGUAAAAGUGCUUCAAUGGUUUAUAUAGGCUUUAAAAACAUACUGUCUUACAGUCCUUUAAAGCAGCUGUAGAGUUUGUAUCAUUUUUGAAGCCAAUUUCAGUCAGGGAUUUGAAGUGUUUGAUUAUGGAUGAUAAAUGUGUCAUAUCUUACUAACAUGUCUCAUGUCUCAUUCAUUCUCAAUAUGAUUUAGUUGGAAUUUAUUUUCUUUUUAUUUCAUGUUUAAUUUCAUAAACAUUUAACAAUUGGCAUAUAUACUUGGCAUUCCUAUCAAUCAAAGAUUAUAAUCCAAGCCUGGGAAAAUCUUAAAUUUCUUUAUACUUAAAUCUGGAAAUUUGUCUCCAUUCUGCCAACUUUUUCUUUUUUUUUUCACAUAGUGGAGGGGAGGAAAUGGGGAUGAUACCUUGCAGUAAGUCAAAAUAGCAUGCCAAAAAAUUUGAAACAGACCAUUCUAAUACCUGAGGCUUAAUUGUUUAUAAAAUACUUAAGAGAAUUACAUUAAUAUGGAAUCAACAAAUGGAUAAGAAUAUAACAUAACUUUUAAAAGCUUUCGUAAAUAGCAGGGAUUGUAAGCAAAUCUACAAAGGUUCUUGAACCUUUCUACUAUAUACAAAACUGAAAAGUCAUUAAGGCAUUCAACUAAUCAGGAAUUAAAUGGUCAUUUAUUUCAUGCUGCAUGACUUAAGGUAUUUGUUGGGAUUCUGGUCAAAUGUCAUAAUUGGCAAAUGGGAUUUUAAAAAACCUCCUAAAUCAAUAGGUGAACACAAAAUAAUUAUCUAAAUAAUGGUAUUAGAGAACUUGUUUCCUGCUAUUUGGAAGAAAUUACUGCUUCAUUGCUAGUUUAUAUUUCUAACUUCAACAGGUAUAGACUCCACUGUGCUUUGUAUCUGAAUUUCUCAGUGUAGACGUUUUGUUUACUGUAUGCUUGCAUAUUUAUUUUCAACUUUGUCUUUAAAAUUGCUUUAGGAAAAAUGGUUGUAAUCAAUUUCUGCUACAGAAAAGCCACCUGGUAUGUUUUAUAUCAUCAAGAUUGUUUUAAAUUCUAAACUAUAACUUCGUUCAGAGGGGCUUUUGCAAUGAUAGCAGAAAACUGUAGAGAGGUUCUAGUUGAAAUGAACUAACCAUUUGAUGAUAUGUACAGCUAUAUACUUGAGUCUUUUUUAGUUUACUUAUAAAGACUAGCAAUUUGACCUGUUAAACAGGACUAGUUCAAGUUAAGAAACUAAGGUUGUUGUAUAUACCUGGAGGCAUCUGUUAUUCAGCUUAUUGUUUGAGUGGGUUUUUGGCACAAUGAGGAUAAACUUAUGUGACCCACUUGAAUGGCUGAUCUAACAAUGUUGACAUGAAUUCUGUACUUAGUGAAAUGUCAGAUGAAAAUAACUGAUGAAUAAUUUUUUAUAUUAAAGGGAUGGGAAAAGAAUACAUGGAUUUGUUAAUAAAGCACUAUGAUCUGCAAAAGAUGGAAUGUUUCAUAAAGAUCUAAAGAAAUAAAGGAAACUUUAAAACAGGG